CGUUGCCGCGUAAAAGCGCAUUCGUACGUUGCCGGCGCGCGUGCGACUACCGUCGUUGUGUCGGUAUAUACGUGAUUUCAUGUUUGUUCUUUCAAUAGUAUUGUGUUAUUAGUUGUGUGGUUUGAAAUUUAUUAUUUUAAACUUUUAAGACUUAUUAAGAUGUUAAUUUAGAAUGUGUUGAUUAUUUUAUAUCAGCUGCUUGCGUAAUGGAUAUUAGAUCAACGCGUUUACUCACACUCGGAUCAAACAAAAUGUGGUUGAAAUGGACGUUGAUUACUAUGAUAGCGUUUUCAACGACAGGCGUGGCUGAAGGACACGUCAACAUGACAAUUCGAAAAGAAUCAACUAUGCCACCAUCUACGGCAGAAAACGUCACUGAGUACGACGAAAUGGCCAACUAUACGGAUGAAGAAUAUGCGAAUUACAUAGAAAAUUAUGUUACACCCCAAAAAUCCGAAUGGGUAUUUAUAGUCAUGCACUCUAUGGUAUUCGUUGUCGGACUUAUUGGAAACGCUUUAGUCUGCGUGGCUGUUUACAGGAAUCGAACAAUGCGAACGGUAACGAAUUAUUUCAUCGUUAACUUGGCGGUGGCUGACUUUUUAGUGAUCCUAAUCUGCUUACCACCAACUGUGGUGUGGGAUGUCACAGAAACAUGGUUCAUGGGCACUCUAGCUUGCAAAAUGGUUUUAUACUUUCAGACUGUCUCUGUAACCGUGUCAGUAAUGACGUUGACGUCAAUCUCUAUCGACCGUUGGUACGCCAUCUGUCAUCCUUUAAAGUUCAAAUCUACCACCAGCCGUGCCAGAACCGCCAUUAUUAUCAUAUGGAUUGUGGGACUCGCCUCAGAUAUUCCAGAGCUGUUGGUGUUGGAAGCCGUCGGAAAGACAAAACGGUUUUCGUCUAUUUAUCUGACACAAUGCGAAGCUCUCUGGAGCCAAGAGUCUGAGACUACCUAUCAAGUCGCCAAGACAAUCAUGCUUUACAUCCUGCCCCUAUUGCUCAUGUCGAUUGCCUACUAUCAGAUUGUCCGGGUGCUAUGGAAAUCCGACAACAUACCAGGACACACAGAAACCGUACAAAUGUUUAAUGCCAAUGCUUACAACGGGUUCAACCGAACAGCGACGAUGGGGUGUACCAGCACGAUGGCUCAGAUAAAAGCCAGAAGGAAAGCGGCGAAAAUGUUGGUGGCAGUUGUGGUCAUGUUCGCGCUGUGCUUCUUUCUCGUGCACCUGAUGAACUUGUUGAGAUUUACGGUGGGCAUUCAACAGUCGCAGACAACAGCUCUAGUUUCAAAUUUAAGUCAUUGGCUGUGCUACGCUAACAGCGCAGUGAACCCGCUGAUAUACAACUUUAUGAGUGGCAAAUACCGUAACGAAUUCAAACGGUUGUUCCUCUGUUGGGGAUCGCACAGGCAGAAUCGCCUGCGUCGUGGAGCGCACACGUCCCGUAGUGGCACGUACAUUUGCCGAUUCACGAUGACCACAAUGAAGACAGACAACGUGAGCUUUGGACUAUCGCCUGAAGACAUUCAGUGAAUAUAAUACUAAGGUGACACGGCGGAGACGAGACUAUAAUAAUAUUAUACUCGCUCAAAGGCGACCUAUAUUUUUUUUUUUUUAGUCUUCUUAUUUUGGCUUCUAUACGUAUAUGUUACAUAUUAUAUGUGUGAGUAUGUUUAUAUAUAUAAAUAAGAUUUGGGGUAAAAUUUUUCCCAUUUAUAUAUAACCAUGACUUUCUAUAUAUUGUGUGUACAGAAAAAAGAUACGUGCGUGCGAGUGCACUCGGAAUUAUCGAUAAAAUAAUAUAUAAUAUAUACUAGUCGCACGUGUCCGGCGAUCUCCUAUUAUCUUCCACCCACCUAUACCCUUGAUAAAAGUCUGACGGCUGUUUCCUCGAGAAUACGACACAUAAAUAUAUGUAUAUACAAUUUAUUCAGGUCUUCUGCCACACUUUCAAAUAUAUAGUUUUUAAUAUAUAUUUGAGUUUUUCUAUACCAUAUAAUAUAUAUAUACAUAUAUAUACAUACAUACUUACAAUACCAUAUAAAAUUGUAUUAUACUACUAUUAUAAUCAUAUAUAUUAAUAUACUAUAUGGUAUUCUUUUCCUGUGUGUUCGUAUGAUGUUGUUUAUCAAUUAUUAUAUAACGCGUAUGUAUAUAAUAUACUGUAAUAGUUAAUAAUUAAUGUAUUACAUUUUGUAAAUAAUAAUACGUAAUAUUAUAUUAUUAACUUUAUAUUUUAUUUUAUUUUUUUUUAUUACUAUCAUUAUUUAAAUUAUUGACUAAAAUCUUCUGAACCACAUCAUAAAUGAAAAUUGUAUAUAUUACCUAUAAAUUAUAUAAUCUUAUAUUUUACUAUACAGUUUGCAAUAUGACUCGUCAAAAAUUAUAGAAAAUAUUAUACAUCGACACGCGCACCAGAAUUGAAUAAAAAACGAUCAAGUUUAGCAAUCGCAAUUGGACAUUAUCGGGCAUUAUAGUAUGUAUGAUUGAGGACCCCGUGACAUUUAAUAUACAUUGUAUAGAUAUUUGCGUACCAGUAAACACAUUUUGUGUAGUUUUAAUGUUUCCUACAGAGGAAUGCAGUACAUAAUACGAUUGUUAUUGACUCAAUUUUCGAUCGGAAGACCAUAAGGAAACAUUGGAUAAUUAUUGUAUAAUAUAUAGCAUACCGGUAAGUCGUGUUGAAAAAACGAAGACGUCUCGUAUAAUUGCCAACACCUGUUUUAUUUAUUUAAUUUUUGAUCUUCGUUAGCAAGACACGUUGAUUUUACUAUAAUAUAUUAUACAUUACAAUUUUACGUACGACGUCUUAACUAUAGCAUAGUAUAGACGACGGUAUAAAAAUUUCCAUAACUAUGUGCGAUUUUUAUUAUUGACUAAUAUAGUAAUUUAUACUGUGGUACACGGGUGUUCACUAUCCGCUUUUCUAUAGUUGCAUUUAUUACAUUUUUUGAUUUAUGGCAUCCCAACUUGUCCACCUGCGUUCUUGUCCCGAUUGGUAUUUUUGCCUAAAUGUAAAAUUCCUCUCCUCCUUCCCCAUCGAAAAAAUAUUCAAUUCAUCCACCGCAACAAUGUGAAAUUGAAUAUUCUGUUAUUUUAAUUUAAUACUGUAUAUAUACGUAAAACGAUAUUCUUAAGGAUCAUUUAUUAUAAUACUUGUUCUGACUAAAUUUGUGAUUUAAAUAAAAAGAUAUAAAGGCAUUUCAUAUUUUACCAGAUAAAUAAAACACUCUAAGUUUGUUCCUGAUUUUCUUUUUAGCAUAUAUUGGUCCUUGGACUAAAGUAUAAUAAGGCGAUAUUGUUUAGUUUACCUCAUUAUAGACAGACGUAUAAUUCACUCCCACCGCCAUCGUUGUGUAUAAUUGUAAUAAUAAACAACUCACCGAAACUAUGAUAAAUACUGAAUGUUGUAAAUUAUUAUUUAUUUUACUAGCCGACAGACCUAAACAUGUUUAUAAAUAAUAUAACUAAGUACUCACUACUCACUAACAAAGUAAAUAACUAAAUAUAACACAAUGAUGUAAAAUGUGCACGUAAGCAGGGCGAUAUCUUUACAGGACAAAUGUGACAGAUGUUAUUAUUUUAUUUCCGAAUGGUUUUCUAUACUAAAAUAAUAAGAUUACUGUUCAUUCAAGUACACACUAUUAUGUUUUUCCUAUAGACAUAACAUUAUAGAAUAGUUAUAGUUCCGCUUACCUUACUGACCUCGAAAUAAACAUAUUUUUCCAAUUGAUUAAUUUUCAUCCUUGCCUCGCAAUUUCCGAUUUUAGAUGAUAUUAUUUGUAUUAAUUUAUUUUUCAGGUGACCCGUCAAAUUUAAAUUUCCUCAGUUAUGGGUAAAAUAAUAAAUUAAUCGAUUGAUAAUUUAAAACGAAAUAAUUGAAUAUGAUAAUAAUAUGAUCAUUAGUUUUAACAAAAUGAACUACUCGAAUAUUUAAAUGUUUGUCAGUACUUAUAAAACUUUUAAAUUAAAUUAUUAUCAAUUGAAAUGGAUAUAAAUAUGAGUACCUUUUUAUUUUUCAACAAAUUUUUGUUCUCUGAAUGACCCAUCAUAUUUUAAUUUAAUACAAAAAAUCUUAAAUCAAUAAAAUAUUAUUACCUGACCCUUUUUCCAGUAACCAGGAUCCUGAAUACGUCUAAUAUGUAUUAUUGUGUUUGGAUUUUGGCCACGUAAUGUGGUUAAUACCAAUACGUAUAUAAGGGGACGUCAAAUCCAACUGACGAUUCUCUACAUUUUCUAUGGACUGCGCUUGGGUUUAAUUCGCAUCGUUGCACACAGCUCGAUGUCGAGCUUAACUUCAGAUAUUAUAUCAAUACUAUACAAAACUACACCUAUUAUUAUUAUAAUAAGUGACUUAUGAAUGGACAUUUAUUGAAUUUUUGAAUUAUAUUACUACAUUAUAUAAGCUAUAUAAUAAUAAUAAAAAAAUUGUUUUAUUAUAUUAUAAUACGUACCUACUUGUAGUUAGUAAACAUUAUUUUUUAUCUCGUACGAGCAUGGUAUAAAUAUAGUAUGCUAUGGAUACGUAUGUAUAAAUAUUAAAUACAAUUAUAUUAUACGUAAGUACAUAACAAGUAAGUAAUGUUCAUGUACCUACGCUUAUUAUAAUAUCUCGGAAAAAUAAUUGGUGAGUGUGUGUGUGAUUGACAUUCAAAAUGAUUUCCAAAUAGUAUCUUUGAAAUGUAUAAUUAUCUUUACUAUACUUAAUAUAAUGACACACAUGUUGCAGUGACCUCGUAAGGCAUAUUUUAUUAGUUAUUAAUUCACUCAAAUAUGACGUGGCCCCCUAAAAAAAAAAUUCCAUCACUCAUCGUGUAUUUUUUUUUUCUAGUCACUAAAUUGUAAGUGGCUAUGGGUGUUAAUUAUUAAGAUUCAUUAUUAUUAUUGUUAAUGAUUAUUAUUAUAUAUUUGUAAUUAUUAUAAUUAUUUUAUGUUUGUGCAUUAAACUUCUCAAUUAUUUGUGUUCUCUUAA
This is a messenger RNA of Rhopalosiphum padi (bird cherry-oat aphid), 4974 nucleotides long. Its product is annotated as orexin receptor type 2-like. The transcript is spliced from 8 exons. The record is from RefSeq and is a predicted model, not a curated record. NCBI's taxonomy places the organism in Eukaryota, Metazoa, Arthropoda, Insecta, Hemiptera, Aphididae. Gene Ontology annotation, biological process: feeding behavior; G protein-coupled receptor signaling pathway. Gene Ontology annotation, cellular component: membrane. Gene Ontology annotation, molecular function: orexin receptor activity. Bases 207 to 1535 code for a protein of 442 amino acids.